This is a messenger RNA of Daldinia childiae, 624 nucleotides long. RefSeq lists its product as uncharacterized. Bases 1 to 624 code for a protein of 207 amino acids. The record is from RefSeq and is a predicted model, not a curated record. NCBI's taxonomy places the organism in Eukaryota, Fungi, Ascomycota, Sordariomycetes, Xylariales, Hypoxylaceae. The transcript has a single exon.
AUGGAUUCCCAGCAUAACGACACGACCGAAGCCAACCAGGGCGCUACCACUUUUCCAUGGGUACAUAUGCCCCAUAACUUACCUAUCUCCAAUGUACUUGUACGUGCGGCUUUUUACUCAGUGCCGUCACGGAUCCUCCCUAACGACACUGCUAUCCUUUGCGGCCGGCCAAUAAGCCCUUCCAGUCCUUACUACGUUCCCCGCUCAAUCCUCGAGUCCAUAGGUCUUACCAGAUUGGACGCCUACUGGAUCAUCACCCGCCGCCCCAUGCCGGUCCGCAUCCCACUCCCCCAGUAUCCACCAGCCGAGCACACCUACGCCGGAUGCGCCAUGUGCAUGAAGGAGGAUAACCUGAACGCCGCGGCCUUCAUCUGCGGCUUCCAUUUUUGCCUACUGGUCCGCGCGCAAACGCGCGACGACCUCGAGGUCCUGGCCGGUCUGAGUACGCGCGACGUGCAUCAUGGCGGAAUCCGGUACCGGGAUUCGCGCCAUUUGACGUCGACUUUGAAUAGAAUCAUAGACUUGUAUGUUGAUAGUACGCCUGAGUACGAGUCUACGGCGAACCAGGCAGCGGCUAAUGCGGGCGCGUUCGGGGCUAUAGGAGAUGGAAGACCAGCGUACUAG